AUGCAUCAGUCUUUCACAGGCAGUGCCCGCAAACCUCGCCAGGUCAACCUCUCCGGCCGCACCCAUACCAACCCAUGGGCUUCCCUUCCGAAAUCAGCGCAGGCCAAUGCUUCUGCCGCAAGCAAUACGAUUGCCCAGGCUCAAGCGGACCGGAUAAGGAGACAACAGGACAGAGAAAGAACAAAUGCUACAAGAACUCUUCAGAGGAUAUGGCGUGGGCACGCGAGUCGUCGGCAGCAGAAAUUGCGAUGGAGACAGAUCUGGGAUGAGAACGAACAGCAGAGACUGGGGUCGCAGAGCCGGGUGGAUUACCAAGGCCUUGUCGACACAGGCGCAACAAUCCCGGCUUAUGACAACUCCCUACAGAUUCUCCUCCAGUUGCGGCUGUUGCUUAGAUUUCAAGAGUUUAGGAGAGGCAGGGCAAGGGAUGACUUGGACGUGCUCAGAUUGCUCUACUUCGGCGAGGCUCUGCAUCGAACCACGAUUUCAUUACGCUUCGAGUUGGAUGACAGCUGGCGGUACAGCCUCUCUCGACUAGGACUACUUGAGGUGCGCCACCUCAAGGGCAUCAUUGGGGACCACACAGACAAUGUCAGAAUAUCUUACGGACCAAGAAUACUGAAAAUGAUCACUAUGUUGGCUGAAUAUGUACCGGAUGAUAUAGCCAAGGAUUCGGCAAUCUACUUCGAGGCGGUCGAUUUAGCUUUACGCAAACAAGAGGAGGAGGCGUGGCAACGGGCCUCAAUUGAGACGAUAGCUGCUCUUCUGAGAUGUCCUUCCACCCAAAAGCAAUCGGCAUACGCUGCGUUUGCAAAACAGUUCCUGACCAAAGAUUCAUUUUCAGGGCGCAGAGACAUUCUGAAAGAAUUUUCUUAUUCCUUAAACCUGCAGGAGCUGGCGCAGGCAAUUGCGAAGGAGGUUGAGGACACGGACAGGAGUGGAAUGCGUCCAUUGACCACUGCCAAGUUAUUGUGGCAACUAGCUCAUCUCAUAUAUAUCCACGACAUCCGGAAAGAAGGUUACGCUGGUCAGAGUGCGUAUAUCGAAGCACUCUCGGCCGUGUUGGGAGAGUGUGCAAAUGAGGUUGCCGAGCGGAUGGACCUGACCGACCAGCACAUGCUCAACACUACUAAGAAGAGUGCUCCCGAACCCUUACCGGGAUUUGUGAGGGAUAUGAUCUCAAGGCUGUCGGAGCAGGAUACUUUGCGAGCCAUUCUGAAAGAGAUGGGCUCAUCAACAUCGUCAGGAAUGUCUAGCGACGGUGCAGACUUUGAUUCUGCGAAGCGACUAGCAAAUUUCGCGGUUGCUCUGCUAAGAGCUUUUCCUACCCGGGCACAGGAUAUUCGAAUGUCUUUGUAUCAAAGCUCUGUCAGAUCAGUUGGAAACGCAGAUAUGUCCACCAUUCAAUACUUCUGGAACGCGGCACGGACGACCGGCGUCUUCAACAAGAUUUCUCAAGACUACCGUGUCGUGCUAUCGGUCCUGACAGAGGCGGCUCCCAAAACCAAUCAAAUAGGUCAAGCACCGUUGUCCAGAAAUGAAAUCGCUCGAUGGCGCGAUGAGUGGCGGAUAAUCCUGCUCUUCCUCGAGUUGUACACGUUUGUGCUGAAGUUCAUGGAUGACGACGAUUUCUUCUCCUACGAGAAACUGCACGCAUUUGGGGCUGCCACUGGUUCACCAACAAGUUUGUUGUCUAGAAAAGGAUCGCUGCCCUUGGACGAGGUGGCGCUGAUGACUAUAUUUCUGAAGAAUCUGGCUUUUACACUGUACUGGAACGCAGCCGACUUGGUGGAGAGCACUGAUCAAGACGAGGACCUCGCCAUAUCUGCGCUCUUUGGCAGUCCGGGGCGUUCAUCUGCCAAGAACACGGAAAAGAAACAACAGACCUUGACUGGGAAUGGUGUAUCGCAAGCCUACCUCAAGGGUUUAGUCACAGGCUUACUGCGGAUGCUACACGAAAGAGACUCUAGGGUGUCAUUUGUACCUCCUGAACACUGGUUAAUGACCAAUCAGGUCAGCAUGGCCGGGUUCAUUUCUGCCGUUGUCGCGGAGGAAGAGAAGAGGCACGAAUUGGAUGACGAAGAUGACACAGAAGACCAGCAAGAUGAGCUUGACAGGGAGGUCGAGAUGGAUAGCUCUGUGGGCUCAUCAGCUGGCGAGGCUCUACUGAGCUCCAUGUUUGGCAUACGACCAUCACACAUUCCCAGAAGCAGGGCAUCGAGGGUGGCGGAGCGGGCGGAAAAGCAGCGACUGCAGGCCAGAAAGAAGCGACAGCUCGAGGCAUUGGCACCACGGCUUGAAAUCCUUCGCAACCUCCCAUUCUUUAUCCCAUUUGAAACAAGAGUCCAGAUCUUCCGUGAAUUUAUUUAUCGAGACCAGUUCCGGAGACGGAACGGAGCCACCGACCCCGACACCUGGCGUAUGGGCGUGGCUGCAAGCCAAGGUCAAACGGCAGACGGCCGGCCCUUGGGUAUUGACAUCCUCUCCAGGCAUCAUGCUCAAAUUCGUCGAGGUGAAGUCUUUAUGGAUGCCUACGAGGCCUUCUACGGGCUUGGAGAAGGGCUCAAAGAACCAAUACAGAUCACCUUUAUCGACCAAUUUGGCACCCCAGAGGCUGGCAUUGACGGAGGGGGCGUGACAAAAGAGUUUCUCAUCAGCGUGACCAGCGAAGCAUUUGAUCCCGAUGCCAAGCUACCAAUGUUCAAGGAGAAUGCUCAAAGAUACCUAUUCCCAAAUCCUACAAUCUACCAGGAGACCGCGGAAUACCAGAGACUCCUUGGGGUUCCAUGGGGUACCCAGGAGAUGGCAUUUGCGAUGGCUGAACUUCUUCGCCAUUACCAGUUCCUGGGCCGAAUUGUCGGAAAGUGCCUAUACGAGGGUAUCCUGAUCGACGUCUACUUUGCUGGCUUCUUCCUGCUGAAGUGGGCACUCACUGGCGGGACGACGGUGGGUUCAAACGAAUCCGCCUAUCGAGCAACAAUCAAUGACCUCCGAGAAUAUGACGAGGAAUUAUACCAGGGUCUUCUGAAGCUGAAGAACUAUUCCGGAGACGUGGAGACGGACUUCUCGCUUGACUUCACGGUGACUGACGAGAUUACGAUCGAUGACGAUGAUGGCACCAAGGUGUCCAAGACAAUCACCACCGAACUGCUUCCGAACGGCGCAAAUACUCCUGUCACCAACGCCAACCGAUUGCUGUACAUUGACCGAAUCGUGAGAUAUCGACUGCAGCAGCAGCCCAAGGCAGUCACGGACGCGUUUCUCAAGGGUCUCGGUCAGAUUAUCCAGCCCAUGUGGCUCGCCAUGUUCAACCAAAAGGAAUUGCAGAAACUCGUUGGUGGUGACAACACGGAACUCGACAUUCCUGAUCUCCGCCGCAACACACAAUACGGAGGAGUCUACGCCAUCGGCGAUGAUGGGCGUGAGCAUCCCACAAUCCAACUAUUCUGGAAAGCCCUCCAGGAGAUGUCGGACGAAGAUAGGCGGAAAGUGCUCAAGUUCGUGACCAGCACUCCACGGGCACCACUGCUGGGAUUCAGUCAUCUGACCCCGAAGUUCAGCAUUCGUGACUCCAGCGGCGACCAGGACCGGCUCCCCAGCACGUCGACGUGCGUGAAUCUGCUCAAGUUGCCACGGUACGAAGAUCUCAAGACGAUGAAAGAAAAGCUUCUAUAUGCAGUCAACGCGGGGGCUGGAUUUGACUUGUCGUGA
Messenger RNA from Fonsecaea multimorphosa CBS 102226, 3711 nucleotides. RefSeq lists its product as uncharacterized. Gene Ontology annotation, biological process: ubiquitin-dependent protein catabolic process; protein polyubiquitination. NCBI's taxonomy places the organism in Eukaryota, Fungi, Ascomycota, Eurotiomycetes, Chaetothyriales, Herpotrichiellaceae. The record is from RefSeq and is a predicted model, not a curated record. The transcript has a single exon. Bases 1 to 3711 code for a protein of 1236 amino acids. Gene Ontology annotation, molecular function: protein binding; ubiquitin protein ligase activity.